Penicillium longicatenatum is the source of this 726-nucleotide messenger RNA. Its product is annotated as peroxiredoxin-like family protein. The record is from RefSeq and is a predicted model, not a curated record. NCBI's taxonomy places the organism in Eukaryota, Fungi, Ascomycota, Eurotiomycetes, Eurotiales, Aspergillaceae. The coding region runs from base 1 to 726 and encodes 241 amino acids. The transcript is spliced from 2 exons.
AUGAGUGAAAAGUUCACAUCGCGCACACAAACAGACAAAUUGACCCACUCGAUGGCCAUGAAAACGACGGACGAUGUCAAGGACAUAGCAAUUGAUACACCACCAUCCGCAGAGACACUCAACAAGAUCCGCGAGUACACAGUCUUAGAUCGCAAGGGAGAACAGCAUUCAUUCAAAAGUAUCUAUGACGGACCCGACUCCGAGCGUGUUCUGGUCGUCUUCAUCCGCCACUUUUUCUGUGGGAGCUGCCGGGAAUUCAUUACCGCCCUUUCGAAAAUAUCUCCUACAAGCCUCCAAACCCUCCCAACACCAACCUCAAUUGUCAUCGUCGGCCUCGGAGAUCCUGGUCUAAUAGAUUCAUACGUCAGACAAACAAAUUGUCCAUUCCCCAUCUAUACCGAUCCCAGCAUGAAGCUGUACACGGAGCUCGAGUUGGUUGUUUCUAAGGCUAUGGGGCCUCGUCCGGCGUAUUUCCGUAAGAACAUGGCUUGUGUUGUUGCGGAGUCGUUUUUCAAUUGGGUUAAGCAUGCGGGUACGGGGCUUAUGUUCAAGGGUGGUAAAACGGGUCAAAAUGGCGGAGAGUUCCUUUUCGAGUCCGCUCCUGGCGGGGAUGGGGGCAAGGUUGUUAGCUGGUUUCAUCGGAUGGGUGGUGCAAGGGAUCAUACGUCGAUGGAGGGAUUAAGGGGUGUUCUUGAUCCCGAGGGUUUGGUUUUGGGGAAGCCUUGA